AUGACUUUUUCAGCCUUUCAAAAAUUUAUUCAUGACGAUGUCGGAAAAAUUACUGUCUCUGAAAUAAAUAACCUUAUAUCUCAAAAUAAUUAUUUAAGUCUUUAUGUUAAAGUUCUCGGUGAACAUAUUUCCUCUCUGGAUACCAAACUCGAUGAACUUAUUGUUCUGGUAACCCAGCUUAGUGCAAAAAUUAAUUCCGCUGAUAUUCCUUCUACUUCCAAACAACCUGUUGAUGAAGGUUUUAUUCUUUCAAAACCCUGUAUUCAACGACCUAUUGAAAUCGAUGGUUUCACACAAGACUCUCCAAUCGAUCAAUUAGAAAAACUCCUAGAUAAAAAAUUCUCGCACUUACAUAUUCAACCACUGAAUAUUUCAAAUGAGUUUGUUCACAAUCUUGAAUCCAACUUUGCGGAUGAUCUUGAUUCUUCUGACAAUCCAAGUAAGGUUCUCUCGACUGAACUUUACAAACUCAAAGGUAUUUUUAAACGACAGCCAGGGAAAAAAUACGCGGAUAUUCCCCGUAUGUCUACUGCCUAUUAUCCACGUCCUACUCCCCAAGAUGUUCUGAUAGAGGAACGGGAUUGGAAUCAAACAAAUACGUCUUAUAGCGGUGACGCUAUAUAUGAAUGGAAUAUUGACGGAUUAUCCGACCGACAAAUCUCUAUCCUUAUUCAUCGUAUGUCUAUGUAUGCUACAAUCGCGUUAGCCACUAAAUCCACUGGUUCUAGCACCACUCAAAAUGACCAAACAAUUUGUAAAAUGAUUGUUGCGGGUUUCACUGGUCAACUCCGAGGUUGGUGGGAUAAUUUUCUAGAUGAUACAAAACGCGAAGCUAUCUUUAAUGCUACAAAUGAUCAACCGGGGAAAGAUAAUCUUGGUCGUGCUCUCCCGGCAGGUAGAUCAGAUGCAGUCUAUACACUCAUGCUAACUAUUAUUGAACAUUUUGGCGGACGAUUUACCAAUCAAUACGAAAAUAUUCGAACCCUUCUCAAUGGUUUAAAAUGCCGCCAUCUAGGCGAAUUUCGUUGGUAUAAAGACACAUUUCUUAGUCGAGUCAUAGACUUACCCGAGAGUAAGUAUGAACAUUGGAAAGCUAAAUUCAUUGACGGUCUUCCCCCCCUAUUUGCUGCACGUGUUCGUAAAACUCUUAGAGGAUCUUAUGGCGAAAUUCCUUAUUCUGAAAAAACUUAUGGUCAACUAAUUGUAGCUUGUACACAAGAAGGCUUAGCCCUCUGUAAUGAGCUUAAAUUAGCUAGACAAGUCAAGCUUGAUAAGCUCAGAGAGAAAUCUCAAUUGGGCGACUUCUGUGAACAAUUCGGCAUGGAAAAACCCUUGGUUCAAAAAUCCCGAAAAUAUUCAAAAUCCAAAGCUUACUAUAAAUCCAAACACUCUAGGCAUCGGAGUAAGGAAGAGCGCGAAGCUCGAAAGUCCUUCCGAAAGUCUACUAGAUUUGCUAAAAAUCAUUCGAAGCGUGAUUUAGCAAAAAUCAAAUGCUAUAAGUGUAAUCAAUAUGGUCAUAUUGCUCCCAAUUGCAAAUUGCAAAAACUUAAGUCAUUAAGACUUUCUGAAGAAGUUCAUGACCAAGUCUAUAAUUUAUUAUAUACCUCUGACUCUGAAUCUGAUUCUACUUCUGAAAAUGAUUUUGAAUUACCUAAUUCAGGUAGUGAGCAAAAUCAGAAUAAUAGAUGUAAUGACUGUGAUAAUGAUUUGUGCAAUUGUGAUGAAAUGAUGUAUAAACUUCAAGCGCAAUUCGAAGACCUAGAUCUUGAUGUUAAAACUCUCACCGCUGAAAAUAUUCUUGAAUUACUUAAAGAAGUUUCGGAUGAAAAACUUCGUGAGAAAAUCCUUAAUCUUGCUACCCAAACAACUUCUGCUUCUUCUAGUACAUCUAGAGAUAACACUUUCGAAAAUCAACCUAUGUCUUAUUCUUUAGCUGAAGUAAAUCGGCGGCUUGCUAUAAGUAAAACUCCUGGUAGAGACACCACUUUUGACGAUUUGAAACUCGAAGUUGAAAAACUCAAAAAGGAAAUUAUUUCGCUACAACAAAAUCAGAUGGUUACUGAUCAUCGACUUUCAAAACUCGAAGAAACAACGAAAUUUUCAACUUCUUCUUCAAAAGGAAAAGAAAAAGAUUUUGAAGUCUCAAAAAAUUCUGAGGAUACUCUUCACCUUGAAAAUUACAAUACCGAAAAUUCGAAAAAUGAUUCUUUUCUAGGGAUGAUGCAAAUUGUCUCUUCCCAUAAGUGGUAUAUUAAUUGUACCAUAUUAAUUAAUAAAAACUUCUUUAUUACUAACGUUGCUAUGAUUGAUAGUGGAGCGGACGUUAGUUGCAUACAAGAAGGUCUGAUUCCUACAAAAUACUUUGAAAAAACUACUCAUGUUAUUAGAUCUGCAUCCGGACAUUCUCUUGAUAUUAAUUAUAAAUUGCCUAACACGCAUAUUUGUCAAGACAAGGUAUGUAUUCCUCAUUUCUUCUUCUUGGUCAAAAAUCAAAUUUAUCCGCCUAUUAUUUUAGGUACUCCUUUCAUAAAUGCCAUUUAUCCCUAUAAGCAUAUUGAUGCCAGAGGUUUUACGGCCACAUAUAAAAAUCAGCCAAUCUCAUACCCUUUUAUCACUCAUCCAGUCACUAGGGACAUAAACGCUCUUAUUAAUAUAAAGCAAAAUCAGCUUAAUUUCUUACAAUUAGAGAUAAUGAGCAUUAAUAUUUCCGACACCAUGAAAUCGGUUAAAAUAAAAGAAAAAAUAAAAACUAUUUCUUCCCAAUUAAUGCUUGAUAUCUGUGCUGAUCAUCCAAACGCUUUCUGGAAUCGAAAGAAACAUAUUGUUUCUCUUCCCUAUGAGGAAAACUUCAGUGAAGACAAGAUUCCUACAAAAUCUCGACCCUGUCAAAUGAAUACAAACUUGGUCGAAUUUUGCAAAACAGAGAUAGAUAGUCUCCUUCAAAAGGGACUUAUUAAACCCUCUAAAUCUCCUUGGUCUUGUACUGCUUUCUAUGUUAAUAAUGCUGCUGAAAAAGAACGAGGUAUUCCUCGGUUAGUUAUCAAUUAUAAACCUCUGAAUAAAGUUUUAAAAUGGAUUCGUUAUCCCAUUCCCAAUAAAAGGGAUUUACUUAUGGCUGAUCCCCUUUGGCAAAUAGCCAGAGGAAGAGGUCGAGGUAGAAAUCAAAAUCCUGCAUAUUUGCACCAUGGAGGACGAACGAAUCCUUCUUAUCCACGAAGUACCAGAAACUCUGCUUAUAGCACAACAAGUUCUAAUUUCCCUGUACUCCAACAUGGGAAUCGAACUCUGGUUAAUGCCCGAAUCUCUCAGGAGGCAUCGUCCUCACAAACUCCGAAUAUUAAUCUUGAUGAUAUUCCUGAAACUCAUCCUUUAUUCCAGCAGAUUAAGUCCUAUUUAUCUGAUCAAAAAAAGGCUGCAGAUUCCUUUGCAUCAGUCAUUACUGAAAAUGAAGAUAAACCUUCAUAUGAGAAACUCGAAGCAAGGGAACUCAUUAUUUAUCUGGAAAAUCAGCAUAUCCCCUCACAAGAAAACUCCGAAGAAGCAUGGAGAAUCUUAAAAAAUUAUUUAACCGCUAAUGUUUAUAUGGCAGGAGAAUCCUACAAAACACGGACUUAUUAUGAGCAAAUUUUAAUUAACACCGCCAGUGCAACUUUUGAGCACAGCCCUCUUGGUGAAUCCACCCCUGGAGUACAUGGCUACUCCAAAAUAGUCAUCAAAAAGCUCAUCCCUAUUGAAGAAUGGGGAAUUUCCUCUAUGACGCAACGAAGUCUUCCCAUGGGUCCGCAAGGACAAACUAUUGCCAACUUUACCUACUGGGAUUACAUUAAAGCUUUUACCUCUGUGUUAUACUACAAUAAUUACAAACAUAAACACACUUGGUUCAUCAAAAUCUGUCCUAAAGUCUUUGAGAAACCUAUUCCAAAUUGGUUUAUUCGUUGGUGGACAAAUCACGGCCCAUCGGUAAAAAUUUUGCCAACCGAAUAUACUUCCUUAUAUAACUCAUGGAAAAAAUCCUCUCCAUUUCUGACCGAAUUAUAUCUCUCUGACCAUAUCUGCAAAUUAGACACUAUCAAUCAAAUGUACUUUUAUAUCGAAUUCUCUAUUCCCUGGAUACAUCGUUGGUCGAUUGAAAUUGGUUACGAUUCACAACAAAUCCCAGCUAUUUAUCGGACUUUUUAUUGUAAUUUCUGGGAUAAACUGCUCAGAAUAGACCCCGACACCAAACUUCCCUAUGGACAUGACCAAAAGAAAGAAAUCAAGGAAAAAAUCUCCGCAUAUGAAAGAACACCCAAAAAAUCUAUUUUAAUUGAAGAUAAAUCACUCAAUUAUGUCUCUAGGAGAAUCUCUGCUCAUGAUGGAAAUAAGCUCCAACUCAUUGAAGAAUAUCUGGCCGAAGUCCGGGACAAAUUACUUCAUACAGUCGAACAGACUUCAGACACAUCUAUGAAUAGCACGGAGCGAAACACUGAUGAUAUCACGGAUUCCCAGCCACCAGAAACCCUGAAUGCAGACGAAGUAUUAGCCAACGCAGAAGAAUUUCUACGAUGGGGCCACAAAAAAUAA
Molecule: messenger RNA, 4563 nt
Organism: Capsicum annuum
Lineage: Eukaryota; Viridiplantae; Streptophyta; Magnoliopsida; Solanales; Solanaceae
Exons: 2
Coding region: 1-4563 (1520 amino acids)
Molecular function (GO): nucleic acid binding; zinc ion binding
Source: RefSeq, a predicted model, not a curated record